Arvicanthis niloticus (Nile rat) is the source of this 2927-nucleotide messenger RNA. It is a transcript of the gene Stam, whose product is annotated as signal transducing adaptor molecule. The record is from RefSeq and is a predicted model, not a curated record. Lineage: Eukaryota; Metazoa; Chordata; Mammalia; Rodentia; Muridae. Gene Ontology annotation, biological process: protein transport to vacuole involved in ubiquitin-dependent protein catabolic process via the multivesicular body sorting pathway. Gene Ontology annotation, cellular component: ESCRT-0 complex. Gene Ontology annotation, molecular function: ubiquitin binding; phosphatidylinositol binding.
GACACGCCCCGCGCGGGGACCUGUUCAGCUUCUCCGCUGUUGCCGCCGCCGCCGCCUCUGUUGCUGGGGGUGGGUGAGAGGAGGGGCUGAGAAGGACCCUGCACUGGCAGAUUCCCUGGCUGUUUUUGUACCUGAGGGGCCUCCUUUCUCCGUCACACCUUGAGUGCCGCGGUGUCGAGGGCAGUCCCUGGGGACACCUCGGCACGCAGCGGACAUGCCUCUCUUUGCCACCAACCCCUUCGACCAGGAUGUUGAGAAAGCAACUAGUGAGUUGAAUACUGCCGAGGACUGGGGCCUCAUCUUGGAUAUUUGUGAUAAGGUUGGCCAAUCUCGCACAGGACCUAAAGAUUGUCUUCGUUCUAUUAUGAGAAGAGUGAACCAUAAAGACCCCCAUGUUGCUAUGCAGGCUUUAACUCUUCUAGGAGCAUGUGUAUCAAACUGUGGCAAAAUUUUUCACUUAGAAGUAUGUUCAAGAGACUUUGCUAGUGAAGUAAGCAAUGUACUCAAUAAGGGUCAUCCUAAAGUAUGUGAAAAAUUAAAGGCUCUUAUGGUUGAGUGGACAGAUGAAUUUAAGAAUGAUCCACAGCUUAGUCUGAUAUCUGCAAUGAUUAAAAACCUUAAGGAACAAGGUGUAACAUUCCCAGCUAUUGGCUCUCAGGCUGCAGAACAAGCGAAAGCAAGCCCGGCUCUAGUAGCUAAGGACCCUGGCACUGUGGCUACCAAGAAGGAGGAAGAAGAUUUGGCAAAGGCUAUUGAGUUAUCCCUCAAGGAGCAAAGGCAGCAGUCAACCCCCCUUUCCACGUUGUAUCCAAGCACAUCCAGUCUUCUCACUAACCACCAACACGAAGGCAGAAAAGUUCGUGCUGUGUAUGAUUUUGAAGCUGCUGAGGAUAAUGAGCUUACUUUUAAAGCUGGAGAGAUUAUUACAGUCCUUGAUGACAGUGAUCCCAACUGGUGGAAAGGUGAAACCCAUCAAGGCAUGGGGCUUUUUCCUUCUAAUUUUGUAACUGCAGAUCUUACUGCUGAACCAGAAAUGAUUAAAACAGAGAAGAAGACAGUACAGUUCAGUGAUGAUGUUCAGAUAGAGACAAUAGAACCAGAACCAGAACCAGCCUUUAUUGAUGAGGAUAAAAUGGACCAGUUGUUACAGAUGUUGCAAAGUACAGAUCCUAGUGAUAAUCAGCCAGACUUACCAGAGUUACUUCAUCUUGAAGCGAUGUGUCACCAGAUGGGACCUCUCAUUGAUGAAAAGCUGGAAGAUAUUGAUAGAAAGCAUUCAGAACUCUCAGAACUAAAUGUGAAGGUGAUGGAAGCUCUUUCAUUGUAUACGAAGUUAAUGAAUGAAGAUCCGAUGUAUUCUAUGUAUGCAAAAUUACAGAAUCCGCAGUAUUAUGUGCAGUCAUCUGCUGUUUCUGGUGCCCAGGUAUAUCCAGGGCCUGCUCAGAGUGGUACCUACCUGGUUGCUGGGAGUGCACAGAUGACCCAUCUGCAGAGCUACAGCCUUCCCCCAGAGCAACUGUCUUCUAUCAGCCAAGGACCAGUUCCACCCUCUGCAAACCCAGCUCUUCCUAGUCAGCAGACCCAGGCUUCUUACCCGAAUGCAAUGGUUAGUUCUGUUCAAGGAAAUUCGUAUCCCAGCCAGGCUUCAAUAUAUAGUCCUCCUCCUGCUGCUGCUGCUGCUGUAGUACCUGUACCUGUUCCUGUACCUGCUGCUGUACCUGUACCUGCUGACGUUACCAUAUACCAGAAUGCAGGACCUAACAUGUCCCAGGUGCCAAACUAUACUUUAACAUCAUCAACCCUGCCUCAAACAGGAGGCAGCCAACAGCCACCUCAGCCACAGCAAGCAUAUUCUCAGAAGGCUCUGCUAUAGGACUUGAUGCUUGAUAUUCCUCUUGGUGGCAUAUUUCUGCUGAAUGCCACUGACAAUGUCAGGAGAUUCGGUAACAUCCUAAAAUUUGUUUUUCCUCAGCUUAUAAGAGUCUAUCUUGGUCAAGUUCAAAUACUCAAGAAGGUAGAACUGUCUUCAAUUUGCACUGACUUUUUAGAGGAAUGCCCCUCCCCCCCGAGGAAUGAAACUACUUACAACAUUUAUUUCCUUUCAUAAUAUGAAGAAUUGUUACAAGAUUAUUGUCUUGUAAAAUUACCUGGUCUGCAACACUCAAAAGAUCAAAAACUGCUGUGGCAAAUGUUAUGUACAUAUAUUGACAUGUAAUUUCAUUAGUGACCAUUUGAAUUACAAUGGUGAUCAUGUGAAUAUAUUUAACACUGUGUUAAAUUAAUUUACAUUGUUUUAUUUUAAUCAUGAACAAGUAUGUUUGCUAAUGUUUUGUGUAAAUUUAAGAUAAGUACACUAUCUUUUUAAGCUACAAGAGAACCAAGUUGUAGCACAUUGACCUGAAGGCAUUGUCUUGUAGUGUCACAUUAAAUUGAACCUUUUACUAAUUGUGAGGAAAGCGUGUAUGUUGUAUCUUCCUGUAGCUCCUGCCCACUGCUGGUUGUCAUCACACCAGCGUACAGUAGCCACAUUUUUGGUGCAAUUAGUGGAAAAUAAUGUUCCCUUUAAACUUUUAUAUUUUGGCAUGAUGUUCCAAGUAUUGUGGACCAUGAGACAAAAAUUAGUCUUUGUAUUUUAUUUGGAAAGAAGUAACAUUGAUUUACUUUUUCAUAGUUGACCAUGGUGAUUAGGUUUUAAAGCUGUAUUCUGUGUUUAUUAGUAGCAGUGACACCAAAGAUAGAGGCGAUGCACAUAGAGAGUUUUCAACUGGAAAAAAAAAAAAGAACUAACACUACAUUUUCAAAGUCUCUUGUAAUUUAUAGGGUAUAAACAAAAUUCGAUUCACUUGUCUUACCCCACUAGUUUUUUUUUUAAAAUGUUGUUGACACAUUGUAUCUUUUAAUUCUCAUUAAAAUGGAUAUAAAUAGGU